Molecule: messenger RNA, 429 nt
Organism: Trichomonas vaginalis G3
Lineage: Eukaryota; Parabasalia; Trichomonadida; Trichomonadidae
Exons: 1
Coding region: 1-429 (142 amino acids)
Source: RefSeq, a predicted model, not a curated record
AUGCAAUAUAUCUAUGAUGUUCUCUCCACACGAAAACUUAGGAAGUUCACAAUGGUUUCACAGCAAAACCUAAAGGAUCAUGAUGAAAUGCUCAUGAGAAUCCAAAAUAAUGGUGUUAAAAUGGAUCUUGUUCAAGCAAUUCUUGAAAGUCAAUUCAAUGGCAAAGUCACAAUUGACACAUUAUUAAUCUUUGCAAACCUCAUGGCAAAGAAACAUGGUCUCUUUCUCGAUAGAUUAGCAAGAAGGAAUAAAACUGCUCUAAUUUGCUGGUACACCGAGAACUGGAACACCAUUCAACCUUUUAUUGGAGAAAUAAAUCCAGCAUCAAAAUCAAAAAAUUCUAUUAAAAAUGAUAAAAUUGAAUCAAAAGACUAUAAUCCUAACAUCGACCCAUCAGAUAUAUUCCAAUUAUUGAAUUAUCACGAUUAA